GUCUGAUACUGCGCAUCUCUCAUGAGCUUCCCGUGUCCAUGACUUCCCAAAGCCUGUUCUAACCGCGUCUGCUAAUACGUUUCUCGAGUAGACGUAUCUACGAUGAAUUCCCAAUUGGGUUCAUCUCCAAACGGACAAAUUUCACUUCCGAGCCUUCUUGACAACUUGUUGUCGGCAGUAGAAAUAGAACAAAUCAAGCAACAGUUCGAUCUCGAGUGCCGCAUAGACUCCCAGGUGCUAUGGAGUGGUGUAACACGUGAAGUAGCCCAAGCAUGGGCAGACAAAAGGAACUUGCAGACUCUAACGACAGCGAUGGGAUCGUUGAUGGAUGUUAAACACUCGUCCUGCCUCAAGCAAGUUAAGACACCAAAACAAUGGAGUCUCUAUAUAAAAGGUGCUUCGGCUCUUUUCGCGUCUCACAUAGCACGCCGAAGCUCGAAAGUUACGGUCCUCUUACCGCCUCCUCCAGAAAUGCUGAAUCCGACCGGCCAUACAAACUACCAACUUGUUGAGGAACCCAUUAUCAAGGGUUUGAUUGGUGGGUACUCUGUCGGAUGUAUUGAGCUGGUCCAUCCGAUGGUUAAAGGAGCUGAAGAGUUCAGAUAUGAAACCUGGCCAAUCAAUAGAGAGGAUUGCUGGAGCAGAAGGUUCCCACUUACGAUGGCAUACCGGAUUUCUUGGAGACCGGUCAAAAUGACAUCGGAGAUACGAAAGAUUGUGGCCAUUAUCACUGUUGCCAAAGAGGCCAGUUUUCACUCUGAUCAUAUUCCAAGCCCCUCGUACCAGGAGCAGUCUUCUGUGGAAAGCAUCUCUGGUAUCAUUCUAGAGGAGAUGAAGCUAGCAGUCUCUCAACCUCAGGAUACAGAUCAAGGAUUGAAGGCGAACACCAGGGAUCUUAAAGCGCAAAGGAAGAGAGCCAAUGAGAAAAUGGCACAGGAGGCAAGAAGGGCGAAGGCUUUGAGGAAGAAAGCUCAAGAAAAGAUGGAUGAGAAGGCAAGAGAAGCGAAAUUGGAAAGUAAAAAAGCUCAGGAAAAGAUUGUGAUGAAGGCCAAGGAAGCAAAAUUAGAAAAGAAGAGAGCACACGAAGAGAUGGAGAAGAGGGCCAGAGAAGCGAAAUUAGAAAGAAAGAGAGCACACGAAGAGAUGGUGAAGAAGGCCAGAGAAGUGAAAUUGAAAAAAAAGAGAGCACACGAGAAGAUGGAGAAGAGGGCCAGAGAAGUGAAACUGCAGAACAGGGAAGCCUAUGAGAAAAUGAUGCACGAAAGGAUAGAGACACUAAGCAGUUAUCUCGGUUGCUUUGGCAUCAAUUGAGAGACUAGCUAUGACAGACGAGAAUGCUCAGACUCGGGCCCUUCGGAAAGUAUGGAGUCGAGAGUCUAACCCCUUAUAAUUGAAUUCGGC
Messenger RNA from Pseudovirgaria hyperparasitica, 1401 nucleotides. RefSeq lists its product as uncharacterized. The coding region runs from base 103 to 1311 and encodes 402 amino acids. The transcript has 2 exons. The record is from RefSeq and is a predicted model, not a curated record. NCBI's taxonomy places the organism in Eukaryota, Fungi, Ascomycota, Dothideomycetes, Acrospermales, Acrospermaceae.